Molecule: messenger RNA, 2779 nt
Organism: Portunus trituberculatus (swimming crab)
Lineage: Eukaryota; Metazoa; Arthropoda; Malacostraca; Decapoda; Portunidae
Exons: 7
Coding region: 155-1387 (410 amino acids)
Source: RefSeq, a predicted model, not a curated record
ACCUGAACCUCGCUGGGCAGGUGUGCACGAGCGUAUGUACGUACGUAGGUCGUGGAGUUGAGAGUGAAAGUACGAACAGAAGGAUCGCCCGGUUGGUUAUAAUGGCUACGCGAGACUCAAGCCACACUCACUCACCUCUCGACCAGCGACCAGGAUGAAGCCUUCGACGAUAGCCGUGUGGACGACUUUAUUGGCGUUGGUAACGGCGGCGCCGCUACCCACGCCAUCCUCCCAACCUUCUCCCGAGGAGAACUUGAUCGAGGCACAUGAAGAAGGAUUGCUACUGUUGGUGCCCACUCUGCCUGCCGAUGAAGACAAGAACGGCAAGGAUCUGAAAAGAGAGGUUGAGUAUGAGUUGAUCUCCAUCCCCAAGGAAGUGCUUCGUCGGGAGAUCCGCCAGGUUGCAGAGCUGUACGGGACUCCCAGGGACACACAUCAGGACACUGGGAACGUUAUCGUGUCGUCACAAAGUUCGAGUUACCAGCACAGCACUCCCAACCCACAUUUAGACCUCACCCAACUGCUGUUGUCGGGUACGAAGCAAGCCACUGGUAUCCUCGGCGGGCUCGGCCAAACCCUCGUGGGCGCCAAACAGGUCCUGUCUUCGGUGGUUCCUGCUGCCGCCGCUGGGGGAGCACAAGCCGCCAGGUGGGUGGUGCAGAACAAGGCUAACGGGGUGAGGACUUUCGUGGACCUGGCAGGCUCUGGACUCCGCUACGCCGGCCAGCUGAGUUCCUCUGUCUUGCGUGUGCUUCUGCAGGUACCGGGCAUCAAGGCGCGUGUUCUUGCUGAAGUCAUCCGUGCCAGUCAGCCACUGAGCUACGCUAUCAGUGACGUCUUGUCUGAGAACUCAGACGAGCUCGCCACUUUCUUGGAGGUGAAGAAUGAAAUUAUAAGGGACACACUGGACAUCAUCAUCCGCCUCAUCCAGGACACGCUGGCCAUCAAGGGUAAGAUCCUCGCUCGCCUUGGAUCAUCAGGACUGGACAUCGGUGCCACUGUCUUCAAUGCCGGCUUGAAGCUCGGCGGUGCCUUUGUAGAGUCCGCGGGAGGCAUCGCCACCGCCCUAGGAAGUGGUGUUGGGGAUCUCAUCCGCGUGGGAACAUCCGCCGAUUUCCCUCCGCCUCCUGCCUUGCCUCUGAUCAACCUCCCAUCUCUGUUGUCACUCGACCUGUCAAAACUCUUCUCACCCCCUACCCAGUCCUAUACCACCACGCUAAAGCCCCUCCCACUGCCAUCCAAGCCUCCCGUCACUCCCGCGCCGCUUACAAUCAAGCCAUCUUACUCCUAUGACCCGCCCACCCCUCCAUCCUAUUCGUAUGAUGCACCAUCCACAUCCUUCUCGUACGACCCGCAACCUACCUCUUAUCUGCUACCCAGUAAAUAGUCUACCUCGUUUUCCCUAUUCGUAAAGUUGUCUUCCAAAUACAAACAAUACCUGACUCGGCUUUAACAUCACCUGGUACAGCCUGAUGAAGAACAGAGAACCUGAACUUACAGAUUUGUGCUGCCAUUCCACCGACUAUAUUAUCAUAACAGCAUACUUAUCACUGUGACGGUCUGCUUGCCAGCCUUUUAGAUAACAGCUGGUACUCGGAGUGCCUCGUACGCCUCUCGGGAGCCUUAUGAAGGGAACCUUAAUCUCAGGUACUGCAUGUGGCCAUCUAGGCACUGCUUCCCUUCCUCAGCCCUCCUCGGGGCCUGCUUGUCACCAAGACAGGUAUAACUGAACUUCCAUAAACGAAGACAGCACUCGGUCAUCACCGGUCAUCGUGUCGCUCAGUGACAUGAUGGACCAUUGGUAGUAACACCCGCGGUCCACUAAAUGUGGAAGCCCAAGUCAUUCUAAUCUAAGAAAGUUAUUGUUUAUUCUUGUCGUGUAGACCUGUGUCAUUAUUAUUUUUUUUUUAGAUGUGCCUUUUCUCACAAGCUGUCUUUUGUAUAAGUGUGUGUGUGUGUGUGUGUGUGUGUGUGUGUGUGUGUGUGUGCAAGACAUUUCUUUUUAUUCUUACAAGUAAUUUAACAUUUUUCUCACAAUGUCUGUUAUUUUGUAUUUUCAUGUAAAUAUAUUUUUCAUCAACAAGCAGAAUAGUAAUGUAUACCGUAUUAUGUUAUAUAUUUAGAGUGAGUGUGUCUUGUAUCGUUUCCAUAAAGACUUUAUUUUUACUACUUGUACUGUGUGUGGAACAAGGCGGGAACACCAACGGAAAACCCGGCUUCUUGCAGCACAACGGGGUUGUAUUUAUUGGAGUGCAGGAAGUAGUAUAGGACUAUAACACUUCUUUUUUCAAGUCUUUCAAUACAGAUUGUUUUUUUGUGAUAGCCACGCCUUAUCCAUUCAUUCAUGGAGAGUUACUAUGUAAAUCAAUGAGUUUCAUGAUCGUUUACAGAGUACAGUAUUGUCUGAGAUACUAAAAAUAAGUGAAAGAAUACAUAGAAAUAAGUAUCUUAGUAAUAUAUAUAUAUAUAUAUAUAUAUAUAUAUAUAUAUAUAUAUAUAUAUAUAUAUAUAUAUAUAUAUAUAUAUAUAUAUAUAUAUAUAUAUAUCUUCUGCAUCAAGACUGGAACAAUAAGCGUCACUGACUGCACUCAUUGCCAAGCCCAAGAGAUAUAAGUAUCUCUUGGCUUUGGUCUUUCCCACGGUAUAUCAAGAGUAUAUCGAUAUGUACGUACAGUACACUAUACUAUAACUGCUGGACCCAAGUGCGCUGCCAUCUGUUCCCGCCGUCAACGGUGCCUGUUACCUGUGUCAUCUCAUACCAUAAAAAUAUUUUAGAUGA